This is a messenger RNA of Rhodofomes roseus, 846 nucleotides long. RefSeq lists its product as uncharacterized. Lineage: Eukaryota; Fungi; Basidiomycota; Agaricomycetes; Polyporales; Fomitopsidaceae. Bases 94 to 753 code for a protein of 219 amino acids. Gene Ontology annotation, biological process: monoatomic ion transport; transmembrane transport. Gene Ontology annotation, cellular component: membrane. The record is from RefSeq and is a predicted model, not a curated record. Gene Ontology annotation, molecular function: monoatomic ion channel activity. The transcript is spliced from 4 exons.
UGACGAUGUUGAAGCGGGCGAGGAUGAUGCUCUGCGGGAUGCCCCACCUGUGCCUGGACACCGUGACAUAGGGCUACGCGUUCAAUAUAUUCGAUGACCCGCCAAGAAAUCACAAAGGGUCUGGCGAACCGAUUCGUCCAUUCGCGAGCGUACAUUGUGCUCUACCUGGGAAUGGCCUGCUUGUCUAUGGUCACUGUCGCGCUGAGCCUGGUGAAUGGCUGCCCGACAUUGCCGUUCUAUAUCUUGGAACUCGUCAUUAAUGGCGCCAUGAUUCUGGAGGUCGCCAUCCGGUUUGUCGCCUUUGGUCGGCAAUUCUGGACGUCCGUUUGGAACGUCAUGGACUUGGUGAUCACAGCAUUCUGUGUUAUCACGCUACUAGUCAUUUUCUUCGCUGGAUGCGGCAGCACCAGCCAGGAAGAAGAGCUCUUCGAUACGAUCCUUCUGGUCGCUCGUAACGCCAUUCAGUUCGGGAGACUGGCGAUCGUCAUGCGACAGUCUGGUCACUCCAUAUUCUCCCAGCCGAAGCCCAUCGACCUCGGUUCCCACCGCGGAGGCUACACCCUGGACAUCGACCUCGAGGACGAAGAGCCGCACUCAGACGAGCUCGGCCGACCGCUGAUCCGCAACCCCGUCGUCUUCGACGCAGGCGAGGAGGCGGCACCCGCCGCCCGAGCCCCACUCUCAGAGAUGCCCCGCGCUGUGCAAGCGGCGCGAGAACGAGAUGACGAAGACCUCUGGGCUGAGCUGGGCUGAGCUGCGGGCACCGCGUGGGCCUGCGAGCGUCCGUCUGCAUGUUAGGCUGUACUAAUCAAUUCACUGUCUGCUUCGAUGUCCACGUCCGAUGUG